Molecule: messenger RNA, 1658 nt
Organism: Gadus chalcogrammus (walleye pollock)
Lineage: Eukaryota; Metazoa; Chordata; Actinopteri; Gadiformes; Gadidae
Product: 5-hydroxytryptamine receptor 1A-alpha-like
Exons: 1
Coding region: 1-1290 (429 amino acids)
Biological process (GO): regulation of vasoconstriction; adenylate cyclase-activating adrenergic receptor signaling pathway; regulation of hormone secretion
Cellular component (GO): plasma membrane
Molecular function (GO): G protein-coupled serotonin receptor activity
Source: RefSeq, a predicted model, not a curated record
AUGGAUUUUCCAGCAACCACCGGCAACGACAGCAACGCCACCUCGGGGUCCCCCGGCGGGGGUCUCGGUAUGGUCGCGCGCUGGAACUCCAGCGAGAACGGCAGCGCGGCAACGGGCUCUACGGCGGAGGACAUGGAGCUGAGUUACCAGGUGGUCACCUCUCUGCUGCUGGCGGCCCUCAUCCUCUGCUCCACGUUCGGCAACGCGUGCGUCGUGGCGGCGAUCGCCUUGGAGAGGUCCCUCCAGAAUGUAGCCAACUACCUGAUCGGGUCCCUGGCCGUGACUGACUUGAUGGUGUCGGUGCUCGUGCUUCCCAUGGCGGCCCUCUACCAAGUGCUGAACAAGUGGACUUUGGGGCAGACGAUUUGUGAUAUAUUUAUCUCUUUGGAUGUACUGUGUUGCACCUCGUCCAUCCUGCACCUGUGCGCCAUAGCCUUGGACAGGUACUGGGCCAUCACGGACCCCAUCGACUAUGUCAACAAGCGGACACCUCGGCGAGCGGCGAUCUUGAUCAGUGUCACCUGGCUGAUCGGUUUCUCCAUUUCCAUUCCGCCUAUGUUAGGCUGGAGGAGCGCGGAGGACAGGGCGAACCCCGACGCGUGCACCAUCAGCCAGGACCCGGGGUACACCAUCUACUCCACUUUUGGGGCUUUUUACAUCCCACUCAUCCUCAUGUUGGUCUUAUACGGAAAGAUCUUUAAAGCGGCCCGCUUCCGAAUUCGGAAGACGGUGAAGAAGACUGAGAAAGUUAAAGUGUCGGACAAAAGCUUCAGCGUGUCUCCGGCGCUGUUUCAUAAGAAGACCAACGGGGAGACAGGAGACAAGGGCUGGAAGCUCGGCGCGGAGUCCAAGAUGAACUCCCCAUGCGUAAACGGCGCGGCGAGACGUGCAGAGGAAGGUGAGUCGCUGGAGAUCAUAGAGGUGAUCAGCAACUCUAAAACCCAUCUCCCUCUGCCCAACACCCCGCAGUCGUCCCACGGUUGCGAUCACACGAACGACAAGGCGUUGGACGCCAAGAAAAAAAUUGCGAUGGCCAGAGAGCGCAAAACGGUGAAGACCUUGGGGAUCAUCAUGGGGACGUUCAUCGUGUGCUGGCUGCCGUUCUUCAUCGUAGCGCUGGUGCUGCCUUUCUGCGCGGAGAGCUGCUUCAUGCCCGAUCAGCUGAUGGCAGUCAUCAGUUGGCUGGGCUACUCCAACUCCCUCCUGAACCCCAUCAUUUACGCGUACUUCAACAAGGACUUCCAGAGCGCUUUCAAGAAAAUCAUGAAGUGCAAAUUUCACAGACAUUGACGAGGCAUGCUGGUAUGCACAAUGAACGCAGUGUUUGUUUUUUUUGCAUUUACUUUGUAUGGACUAAACAAAGACAGAAAGACAGCAAGGAAAUGUGUAUCGAAUAUGAAAAAGCAAAAAAAAAAAGAAUAUACAAGGACAAUCACGUUACGGAGUUGGAUGGAUGAGGGACCACGUAUUUGUAUGGACGGACGAGAGAGAGGGAACCCAGAAGGUUUGAUCGCGGUUUAGAUUCCGGUUUAAUCGAUGUUGUAGCUCUUGCCUAUACGCAGCAUCGUUGUUUCAUGCAAUACAUGUCAUGACGUGUGCUGACUACAUCAUGCAUCCAUACGGGACUACUCAACCAUGAGCUUUGUAGAGCUGAACAA